GCGUGCCUUAAGUAGGUGUGGGUGUGGUCUUCUCUAAAAAAGAAAGGAGGGGUUCAGAAUGUCUUCUGGAGAAAUAGACAAAACUUUGCUUGCUUUUUUAAAUGGUCUCUCUCGACGACAGUACUUUGGAGAGGAUCAGUUCUCUGACCAGUUUCUCAGGGAAGAGAUUUUAGGAAAUAUUGAUGUGGAAGAUUAUAUGGGAAUGCUGAAAAGAUUCCAAACUAUUAUCACAACAAUGGCAUCAGGAGAUAUGGACUAUGCCCAGCUUGAUGCUUUUCUUACCUCUCAAAUGAAGAAACGGCAGGCUCCUUUAACUGAAGUUGAAGCAGCUACUGUGAGAAGGUUUUGGAAGAAUCAGAAAAACAAGAUCCAUGAACAAUUGUCAGCACAGGCAGUUUGGGACUCUCAGCUAAAAGCAAUCAAUUGGAGAGUCGAUGUUCAGAGUAAAGCACGUCACAUUGAUCAACUCAACCAGCCAUCAGCCAUUGUAGAAAUGAAAAUUGGCAAAAGUUGCACUGAAGAGGUUUCUGAUAUUGUAAGGUUCGAAGUUGAUGCUCAAAAGCUCUCUGGAAUUUUGUCUCAAGUUGGAGACAUACAAACUGCAAUAGAAGCUAAUAUGCAAGCAUAGUCUACAAGAAAAUAGAAUUAUUUUUAUUUUGUAAUAAAAAUUACAUUUAGACAAACACAUAUUUGUGAUAGGUGUGGCUCAUUGUAUUAAAAAUUCUCUUAAUAAAGUUA
Messenger RNA from Amphimedon queenslandica, 738 nucleotides. RefSeq names its product COMM domain-containing protein 1-like. The transcript has 5 exons. Bases 59 to 628 code for a protein of 189 amino acids. The record is from RefSeq and is a predicted model, not a curated record. NCBI's taxonomy places the organism in Eukaryota, Metazoa, Porifera, Demospongiae, Haplosclerida, Niphatidae. Gene Ontology annotation, biological process: positive regulation of protein ubiquitination; copper ion homeostasis; negative regulation of sodium ion transmembrane transport. Gene Ontology annotation, cellular component: endosome.